CAUUUUCUCUAUAAAUCUGAGGGUUAACAACAUAAUAAAAUUUAAUUUGUAUUACUUUGUUAAUUUUAAAUGACAAAUUUGAAAUUUAAUUUUGCCAAAUCUGUGCGGUAUUCAUAGCAAUUUCCUUUGUCAUUAUCAAAACAGGUUCAAAUGAUGACAGAGCAAUUCUAUAAUAUUAUCUUCCCUGCCUAUUCAAAGUCUUAUAAUUUUGGAGCGAUUUCAUUUUUUCUAACAAUCAGACCUCAUUUUCUUAGCAACCUUUUUCCAAUUUUCUUAUAUAAGCACAUUAAAAUCUCAUAACAAAUCAUAAUCCCAUUUGAAUUAGAUAUUCUUCUUUGAUUCAAACAAUUAUUCAUGAUGACCAUUCUUACUACACAAAUUUCACUUCUUUUGCUUACACUUUUAUCUAUAACUACAUUCCACAAAACCAUGUGUAGCAAUCACACAGUUGUUCGCUGCAAUGAGAAAGAUCGAGAGACAUUGUUAACGUUCAGACAGGGCAUCCAUGAUAGUCUUGGUCGGAUAUCAACGUGGUCAACUGAAAAAGAUUGUUGCGUAUGGGAAGGAGUCCGCUGCGACAACAUUACCGGAAGAGUUACAGAACUUGAUCUCAAACCUCGUUUUGAAGAUGAGUCAAUCAGAUUUUUGAAAGGUGAGAUGAAUCUUUGUAUUCUAGAACUUGAGUUUCUCAGUUACUUGGAUUUGAGUCUGAAUGUAUUUGACGUGAUAAUAAUUCCAUCCAUUCCACACAACAUCACACAUUCAUCUAAACUUGUAUACCUUGACUUAUCCCUCCUCAACAAAUUUGUCGAUUUAGAAAAAAAGAAAACUCUGCACAUGGAUAGUCUUCAUUGGCUUUCUUCACUUUCUUCCUUAAAAUAUCUCAACCUUAGUAACAUUGAUCUUCCUAAGGAAACCAAUUUGUUUCAAAUAGUGAAUUCACUUCCUUCACUAUUAGAAUUACAGUUGAGUGAUUGUAAAUUGAACAACUUCCCAUUUGAUGAGUAUUUGAAUUUGUCUUCAAUUGUAACUCUUGAUCUUUCUAGAAACAACUUUACCUCUCAUUUACUUGAUGGGUUUUUUAAUCUUUCCAAAGAUCUCAAGUAUCUCGACCUUUCUUGGAACAAUAUAUAUGGUGAGAUACCUUCAAGCUUGCUAAACCUUCAAAAUUUGAGACACCUUGAUCUCUCUUAUAACCAACUACAAGGAUCAGUUCCAGAAGAAAUAGGCCAACUUUCCCAUAUUCAACAACUUGAUCUCUCUGAAAACCAACUACAAGGAUCUAUUCCUUCAACUCUAGGAAACCUCUCUUCCUUAAAUUACUUAUUUAUUGGCUCUAAUAAUUUCUCUGGUGAAAUUUCAAAAUUAACUUUUUCCAAACUCUAUACUUUAGGUUUGCUAGACAUGAGUUAUUCAAAUAUUGUAUUCCAAUUUGAUUUGGAUUGGAUUCCUCCUUUUCAACUCUUUCACCUUUCAUUGGGAAAUACAAAUCAAGGCCCAAACUUUCCAUCUUGGAUAUAUACACAAAAGUCAUUGCAAGUUCUCGAGUUAUCAAACUCGGGAAUUUCAUUGGUAGAUAGACAUAAGUUCUCGAACCUUAUAGAAAGAGUAGCCAAUUCUCUUAUUUUGUCAAACAAUUCGAUUGCUGAAGACAUAUCCAACCUAACACUAAAUUGUUUGUUCUUAUGGUUGGAUAACAAUAAUUUCGCAAGAGGACUCCCAAACUUAUCACCAAUGGCCUGGGUAGUUGAUUUGUCUUACAACUCCUUCUCAGGAUCAAUUCCACAUAGUUGGAAGAACUUGAAAGAACUAUCACUCCUGAACCUAUGGAGUAAUAGGCUGUCUGGUGAAGUUCAAGAGCAUCUCUCUGAUUGGAAACAAUUGAGAGUCAUAAAUUUGGGAGAAAAUGAAUUUUCUGGAAGCAUACCAACAGGGAUGUCACAAAACUUACAACUGAUCAUAUUGAGAGCCAAUCAAUUUGAAGGGACUAUUCCACAACAACUAUUCAAUCUCUCUUAUUUGAUUUACUUAGACCUUGCACAUAACAAACUUUCAGGAUCUAUACCGGAUUGUGUCUAUAACUUGACUGAAAUGGUUACAUUUUCUGAGGGGGUAUUACCAGCAGAUAUCACAAUUGAGUUGUUUACAAAAGGUCAAGAUUAUAUCUAUCAAAUCCGUGGAGAUACACGUACUAUUGACCUUUCAGCCAAUCACUUGACUGGAGAAGUGCCAUUGGAAUUGUUUCGGCUUGUUCAAGUUCAAACAUUAAACUUAUCUCACAAUAGUUUCAUUGGAACAAUUCAGAAGACGAUUGGAGGCAUGAUAAAUAUGGAAUCUCUCGAUCUCUCUAAUAAUAAGUUUUAUGGUGAAAUUCCUCGGAGCAUGUCUGUCUUAACCUUUUUGGGUUAUUUGAAUUUAUCUUACAACAGUUUUGAAGGAAAAAUCCCAACUGGAACACAACUUCAAAGUUUUAAUGCAUCGAGUUACAUUGGGAAUCCUAAACUGUGCGGAGCUCCUCUCAAUAAUUGUACCAUGAAAGAAGAAAAUCCUAAAACUGCAAUGCCAUCAACAGAUAAUGAAGAUGACGACUCUUUAAGAGAAUCAUUGUAUCUAGGGAUGAGAGUUGGAUUUGCAGCAGGUUUCUGGGGGAUUUGUGGUUCUUUGUUUCUUAUUAGAAAAUGGAGGCAUGCUUACUUUCGGUUUGUUUAUAGAGUGGGUGACAAGAUCUAUGUUACUUUGAUCGUAAAGUUGAACAUGUUUAAAAGAAAUUGAGCUCCUGCUAUAGUUAAGGUGAUUAUUAAUGUGGAAGAUUCUGCAUUUUUAUGCAAAUCGUGGAAGAUUACGAGUUGUAUGAGAUGAGAUUAUACAUGACUGUACAGUUGUUGCUGCUCAUUUCAUCUUUCACUUUUUGUAAUGUUUUUGUUCAUUGAAAAACCAUUUAUACAAGUCAUAGAAUGAAUGCAAUCAUGUCGUCAAUUGUUCUUCGUAUCUCUCAAUUAUUAUUGUACCGAAUGUAGUGAUUUUAGACAAUCUUAUAGAUAGUUUU
Medicago truncatula (barrel medic) is the source of this 3046-nucleotide messenger RNA. Its product is annotated as receptor-like protein EIX2. Gene Ontology annotation, molecular function: protein binding. The record is from RefSeq and is a predicted model, not a curated record. The coding region runs from base 355 to 2772 and encodes 805 amino acids. The transcript is spliced from 2 exons. NCBI's taxonomy places the organism in Eukaryota, Viridiplantae, Streptophyta, Magnoliopsida, Fabales, Fabaceae.